Dendrobium catenatum is the source of this 395-nucleotide messenger RNA. RefSeq names its product sucrose-phosphatase 2-like. The transcript is spliced from 2 exons. NCBI's taxonomy places the organism in Eukaryota, Viridiplantae, Streptophyta, Magnoliopsida, Asparagales, Orchidaceae. Gene Ontology annotation, molecular function: sucrose-phosphate phosphatase activity. Bases 17 to 352 code for a protein of 111 amino acids. Gene Ontology annotation, biological process: sucrose biosynthetic process. The record is from RefSeq and is a predicted model, not a curated record.
UACUACUAUUGAGAUCAUGAAGAAGAUUACUUCUCACAAUGGUGUGUUGAUUCAUCCUUCUGGAGUUGAGAGACCUCUUCAUGAAUGCAUAGAUGCCUUUUCUGCAUGUUAUGGUGACAAAAAAGGCAGGCAAUUUCGAGUAUGGCUGGAUAGAGUUUCUUCUACUCAGAUUCAUCCAGAUGCUUGGCUUGUGAAAUUUGACAAGUGGGAAAAGUCAGAUGAAGGGCGGCGAUGCUGCCUAACUACCGUAGUGCUGAAAACCAAGGCAGACACGCCUGAAGCACUCAUGCUGGUGCAUGUCCAUCAGACUUGGAUGGAUGGCUUCGCUGCAAAAAAAAACUGGUUCUUCUAAUAAAGCUUUGCAGUCUUGUUUGUAAGUUUUCUCAUUAAUCUGC